AUGCCACCAUCACCACCAAAGCCCCACAAGAUGGACAUUACUACUCCAACAUCCACGCUUUCGACAGUGACAUCCCAGUCGAAACAAAUCGAUGCCUCAGGCUCUAAAUCGUCCAUUCAACCUUCUACCCUCUCUGAAGAACCUCCUCUUCGGGUUCCCGAAACCAUCGGCACCCUAAUUGAAGUCCGCACUUCUCCCAAAGGUGGUCUCGGUGUAUUCGCUCUCUGUCCCAUACCCAUCAACACCCUCCUCUUGAGCGAACAACCUCUCGUCAUCCUCACCGACACAGGAACACGCACUGACCCCCUCGACGCCCUCGUAUCUGCGUUAUCCCCUUCUCGCAAAGCAGAAUUCUUGUCACUUCAUGCUUAUCAGGCCAAUCCUCGGGAAUCCCGCAACCGAAGCAUUUUAUAUAGUAAUGGGUUUGGUGUCGGCAAGGUGGAAAGUUUGUCAACGGGCGUGUUUGGAACGGCGAGUAGAUUCAAUCAUGCUUGUGUGGCGAAUGCGAGAUAUAAAUGGGAGGAAGAGGAUGUGCAUGGGGAGCUUGGAGGCAGGAUGAAAUAUUUUAGUAAGAGGGAUGUGGGAAUGGGAGAGGAAAUUACGGUGGAUUAUGGACAUGGGGUGAAGGGCUUGAAGAGGUUCUAUGGGUUUGAGUGUGAUUGUGGGGGGUGUAGGAAGGAGGAGAUGCGGAAAGGGGUGGACGUUGCGGGAAAGAAGGAUGUGGGAACAUUGGGGGAGGUGGGGCUGGAGGUAGUUUUGAGUGAGGGGUUGGAAGGGUUAGCAGUUCGAGAUGCGGAGUUGGAGUAG
Messenger RNA from Sclerotinia borealis F-4128, 807 nucleotides. The record is from the annotation of a GenBank genome assembly. NCBI's taxonomy places the organism in Eukaryota, Fungi, Ascomycota, Leotiomycetes, Helotiales, Sclerotiniaceae.